AUGGAAGCAACGGUCGAUCAGACGCUGGUUGACAGCGAAAGGGACUACUUAGAGUUUCUAGAUGAGACGGAAGAAUAUAAAGAUCGUAUUAAUUCCCUCAUUACUCGUGAUGCAACAAGAUUGAUAAUAAACAUAAAUGACCUGAGGCGUGAAAACCCCGAUCGUUGCAAAAGACUUUUGACGAAUUCAUCCACGGAACUCAUUGCGUGUCAAAAGGCGCUGAAGAAAUGUAUCCAGAACGUCAAUCCGGAUUAUGCCAAGCAAAAGUACGAUUUUUUCGUUGGCUUUGAGGGCAGUUUCGGAUCCAAGCACGUAACACCAAGAACACUAACUUCCAAGUUAUUGGGUCACAUGGUUUGUUUGGAAGGAAUAGUGACAAAAGCCUCUCUUAUACGACCCAAAAUUGUCUGCAGUGUCCACUAUUGUCCCGCUACCAAGAAGUCUAUUGAAAGGCGGUAUGCAGACUUAACUAGCUUGGAAGCCUAUCCAUCCUCGGGAAUAUACCCCACGAAGGAUGAAAACGGCAAUCUUCUGGAAACUGAAUACGGCUUAUCUGUCUAUCAGGACCACCAAACGUUAACUAUACAGGAGAUGCCAGAAACGGCUCCUGCCGGUCAGUUGCCCCGUUCUGUCGAUGUCCUACUCGAUCACGAUUUGGUCGAUGCUGUGCAGCCGGGUGAUCGCGUUCAGGUCGUUGGACAAUACCGUUGUCUUCCUGGAAAGAAAAGUGGUUAUACUUCGGCGAAUUUCAGGACAGUUUUGAUUGCUAAUAAUAUUCAGUCGCUGAGUAAGGACUCCGGCCCGAGUUUCUCCGACAAAGAUAUAAGUAUGAUGCGUCUAAUUGCCAAGCGGACGGAUGUAGUAUCCCUGUUGACCCGAUCGGUUGCCCCAUCUAUUCACGGCCAUGAUCAUAUCAAAAAGGCGAUCCUUUUACUCCUUCUCGGUGGUGUUGAACGGCAACUCACCAACGGGUCCCGCAUCAGAGGUGAUAUUAAUCUGUUGCUCAUGGGAGAUCCUUCUGUCGCUAAGUCCCAGUUUCUCAGAUUUGUGCUCCAUGUGGCUCAUAGGGCGAUCGCAACAACUGGCCGAGGAUCGUCCGGUGUGGGGUUGACUGCGGCAGUCACUACAGAUAUGGAGACAGGUGAACGCCACUUGGAGGCUGGUGCCAUGGUUCUGGCUGAUCGGGGAAUCGUUUGCAUUGAUGAGUUUGACAAAAUGUCCGACAUCGACCGAACUGCCAUUCACGAGGUGAUGGAACAGGGACGUGUCACCAUAGCCAAGGCUGGUAUUCAGGCCAAACUGAAUGCACGGUGUUCCGUCCUGGCUGCGGCUAACCCUGUCUACGGCAACUAUGAUCAAUACAAAACCCCCAUGGAAAAUAUCGGACUGCAGGACUCCCUUUUGUCUCGCUUCGAUUUGCUGUUCAUCAUUUUGGAUAAAGCCGAUCCUGAGACAGAUCGGGCUAUUGCUGAGCACGUUCUCCGCAUGCACCGGUAUCGUGGUCCAAGAGAACAGGAAGGUGAAGCUUUGCCGCUUCAGAACAUGGCUCGUCUUCUGUCCACUGGUACUGAUCCUUUGUCAGCCGCUGCGCAGGAUGAGGCCGAUGAAGAUGACAGUGGCACUCGUCAAAGAGAUGAGGAUCAAGUUUACGAGCCUCACAAUGACCUACUGCAGCCCGGGCGAGGAAGAGGAAGCGACAAAUUGACGAUCAAAUUCUUACAGAAAUACAUCCAUGUGGCUCGUCAACUCAAACCCCAAUUAACUCAGGAAGCUGCCUCCAUCUUGGCAGAGAAGUAUUGUGACUUGAGAUCACAGGAGGGUGCUGUCUCAGAUGGUCGUUUCGGUGGGGUCGACCAGUCGCGUAUGCGGCGAACACAGCCAAUUACUGCCCGAAGCUUGGAAACUCUGAUCCGUCUGGCUACUGCCCAUGCCAAAGCUCGAAUGUCAAAAACGGUAACCAAAAAGGAUGCGGAAGCUGCGGUGCAGAUUUUAUCGUUCGUGCUUUUCAAGGAAGUGCUUGAGAAACGCCGAAAGCGAGAUCGAAAUGCUGCUGAAGACGGCGAGUCCGAAGACGAAGGUGAAGUUACUGUGGAAUCACGACCUGCCAAACGCAAAGUCACAAAGACUUCCGCUGUGGAUUCUGACGACCCGUACGCCUUUGCCGAUGAACCUGAACCAUCAACAACUGCCACGCAACCUACAACGAGCGGUGCUUUAUCGUCGGACAGACUCCGUCAACUGUCUACUCUUGUCAGUCGUUUGUUCCAAGAACGUCGUGUUGAGCAGCUUCCGAUAGGAGAGCUGACGUCGACCAUUAUUCAGCAAGGUACUGGAUUCAACCAAGCAGAGAUUCGUGCUGGUCUGGAGGCGAUGCACGCGGAGAAUCGCGUGAUGUUGACUCCGGAUGAUGUCUGGCUCAUUUGAAUGCCAUACGAUGCAUUUCCAUCCAGAUCUGUUUUUAUAUACGUUUGUUCUUACUACAGUAAACUUAUCGACCUGUC
Molecule: messenger RNA, 2501 nt
Organism: Opisthorchis viverrini
Lineage: Eukaryota; Metazoa; Platyhelminthes; Trematoda; Opisthorchiida; Opisthorchiidae
Exons: 13
Coding region: 1-2424 (807 amino acids)
Biological process (GO): DNA strand elongation involved in DNA replication; DNA replication; mitotic DNA replication initiation
Cellular component (GO): nucleus; MCM complex
Molecular function (GO): ATP binding; single-stranded DNA helicase activity; single-stranded DNA binding
Source: RefSeq, a predicted model, not a curated record